CGGAGAAACUGCGGAGCCUGGCAGCUGGUGAGAGAAAGAGGCAGCGUCAGGGAUAGAAGUUUCUAGGCAGUUGUUAUUGAAGACAAUGAGCAGGCAAAAAACUACAUGAAACACUCGACAGCGAAUUCAAACGACGUCGUUUGCAAAUACGCGCAGAUCACAGAAGAAGCUAUUACUAUUGAAUACUGCAAAGAAGACAACCAUGCCUGCUCUGUCUGCACCUACUGAUAUCGGCAGCUCACCACCUUCCCCGGUGGACAGCAGUCCACGGAGGCUGUCCUGGGGCAAACUGGUGCAAAGACUGACUGAUUUCAGCACAUCUAGCAAUGGCAGCAGUAUAGAGUCUGGGUCCAACAAUGGCAGCAGGAGUGAUCUCUCAGACUCAGGCUCAGAUGUCUCAGGUGACCUCUCCCCCUGUAAUGAUGACCUGUUUUAUGAUCCAAUGGAGGAAACCAUCCUGAAAGAAGUAGUGGACCUUAUUGCACGAAGCUUGAGAGAAGCCAAAGACUCAGACUGCGCCUUACGAUGCACAAAACUGCUCAUUCCUGAGAAACUUCUGGAGCACAUUGGACAGGAGCUCCUUCACCUGGCGGCUAGUGAGCCCUGUGGUUUAAGAGGGGCUCUCAUUGACCUGUGUGUUGAGCAGGGGGCCACCUGUGAGAGCAUGGGGCAGCUAUCUGUAGACCCUUACCUUGUCCCCACCUUUCAGCUGACCCUGGUGCUGAGGCUGGAGUCUGGGGGACUGUGGCCAAAAAUCCAAGGACUUUUUACUGCGAAGUCUCCUACCAGCCCCGUAGUGAGACAAGCAAUCAAACUUAGCACUGGUUUCCGCGUGAUUAAGAAGAAACUGUAUUGUUCUGAAGAUCUGCUCAUUGAAGAAUGUUAAGAGGUGUAGAGGACUUUUAAUGGUUUAUUGUCUACGCUUUUAAAACGAGCUCACAGAAGAGCCUUAUUACUGUAAUGUCAUGUGUAUGAUGCCUUCUAAAGUAUAAGGAGGGACUAUGUCAUGGUACAUCCUAUUGUUCCUAUUGUAAGGGAGAUAAAAGUUCAUGGUACCUGGAGCAGGUGUUGCUUAAACACCCACUCUGCACUGAUGACGGAAUUUUCAAAUGUGUUAACAUCCUGAUAUAUCUGCUCAAAAGGCAUUUUGCAAGCAUUGAAGUGCGUACCUCAGUUUCUAUUGAAACAACGUAAAAGGCAGCUAGCUAUAUGAUUAUAUUCAUGAAAGACCAUUGUGUUUUUUUUAAGUGUUAAUUAAUUGUAACGUUCACCAGUUAAUGAUAUGUACACCAAGCAUACCAUUAGGGACCUUAUUAGUAACUGCUUUAAUUUCAGAGCAGAGGCCUACCACUGCUUGCCUUGUGCAGUUUAUGUGCAAGCUACAGCUAUUUCAGGCUCUAUCUUGUAUCUGUGUGGACCUGUUUGCAUUCAACUUUAUUUAUUUGACAUUCAAAUACUCAUACCAUUGCACUGUUUUGUACUUCCAUGAUGCAAAUAAAUUAUUUUUUUCUACAAUUCA
Messenger RNA from Labrus mixtus (cuckoo wrasse), 1519 nucleotides. RefSeq names its product DNA-damage-inducible transcript 4 (gene ddit4). The transcript has 3 exons. Gene Ontology annotation, biological process: response to hypoxia; apoptotic process; negative regulation of TOR signaling. The record is from RefSeq and is a predicted model, not a curated record. Gene Ontology annotation, cellular component: cytoplasm. The coding region runs from base 203 to 886 and encodes 227 amino acids. Gene Ontology annotation, molecular function: 14-3-3 protein binding. Lineage: Eukaryota; Metazoa; Chordata; Actinopteri; Labriformes; Labridae.